CCUACCAGUGCACCGAACGCACAUUACCAGUUAGCACCACCAGCCUCCGAGCCCACCUCCCUCUGUUCUACAGCUGAACUCGCCAAAAGCCCUAGAAUCCCCAAUUGCUGCCAUUCUCCCGUAAAUGGUAGAAACCAAGAGCACUGACGAGACCCCCUCAUUACCCUCCAAGCGGAAACCCGAAUUUCCCGUGGAAGACCAAGAGGAUCACCCUAAUAAAAAGAACCCUAAGCUGGAGAAACCAGUGGAUCGCGAUUCAUUGGAAGAAAUAUCCCCAAAUCAAACCUUGGUGUCUUCUGAUAACAACAAAUUGGAACGAGAAGAGGAUGACGAGGAGGGGGAAUAUGAAGUAGAAGAAGAGGACGAAGACGACGGAGAUGGAGAGGGAGAUGAGGAUGAGGAUGAGGAUGAGGCGGAACUGAAUGGGGAUACUGAGGUGGACAGGAAGGGGAAGGGGAUAAUGAAGGAAGAUAAGGGGAAAGGGAAGGCCGUAGCAGAGGAAGACAGCAGUGACGAUGAGGACUCUAGUGACGGCGGCGGCGAGUCCGGCGAUAGUGAUCUCUCGGACGACUCGUUGGCGGAAGUUGAUUUUGACAACAUUCUUCCAUCGAGGACCCGAAGGAAAUCUGUGCAGCCUGGCGUUUACAUCGCCAAUGAUCGUGGUGCGGAUGAUGAUGAUAGCAACGAUAGUGAUGCAUGAGGCAGAAGAAGGUUAGAGACUAAGUAAGAAAAAAGAAAGGCUCGAGCGGAAGAGAUGACCAUAAUUAAUGUUGUUUUGAGUCCCUGAAUUUAUAGGAUGAGAAGAACCCUUUUUUUUUCCCUGGAUACUCCUCCAACGAAGCUAGAUUUGCAAUAUAAACUGGUUUGUCCACUAAAUACCCCUAAAUGUAAAACAGGGUUGUUUUUAAUUUUUGAGCAGGAUUCUAUUUGGAAUCACAUUGAAAGCACAAAUCAUACAUUUUGUUUCUUCCAUUUGUUGUGGUGUCAUUCUUGCAAUAGGACGUGUACGCGUGUAGGGUUGAUGAAGUUUUGGGUAAUGUCGGAUUUUACGCAAUCUGGCACUUCCAAAGUCAUUGUUAAGCUCUCUCCAUGCUCAAUUCUUGAAAUCUCUUCUUGAUUGAGCAUCUUUGCACAAUGAUAUUCAAACCCUGCUUUGUAUAUCUCACUAUGAUUUUCUGUCCACACUUUGUUAACUCUUCCAUCGGCUCAUCAAAAGUUGAUGGCCAUAAAUGGAUUUGCAUAUUCCUAACAAGGGGUUCCCAAAUGGUCACAUGUACAGAUGCCUCCAAAUCUUGAAACCAUAAGGUUCCGCCUUCCACAUAAAAGGUAGCCAUCUAGACCCUUGAGUUACUAGAGUUUGUUAUUGAAAUAAUUAUUGGUUGGCCUUGCCCUAUAAAUCCUACUGGAGGGAUCAUUGCCAUGAAAUUUUAGAAAAUCUAACCUAAUACCCUUGAUCAAAGAUUUGUUGCCCUCAUUUUCUUGUCUUGUACCCAUUGGUAACUCUCUGUUUUUUUUUCCAAAUGAAAAAGAGAAUUUUUUUUUCGGAGGUUCUGUUAGACAUUGAUUGUGCUUUAAGACAUGUAAAUUCAAAUUCAUCUACUCCAAACUUUUUGAGAAUUUCUUCUAAAGCCUUCUGCUAAUAUCACAACUCUCUUGUUGAUUUUUCU
This is a messenger RNA of Tripterygium wilfordii, 1667 nucleotides long. RefSeq names its product nucleolin-like. The record is from RefSeq and is a predicted model, not a curated record. Bases 125 to 700 code for a protein of 191 amino acids. The transcript is spliced from 2 exons. NCBI's taxonomy places the organism in Eukaryota, Viridiplantae, Streptophyta, Magnoliopsida, Celastrales, Celastraceae.